This is a messenger RNA of Ctenopharyngodon idella (grass carp), 990 nucleotides long. RefSeq names its product regulator of G-protein signaling 21. The transcript is spliced from 5 exons. The record is from RefSeq and is a predicted model, not a curated record. The coding region runs from base 118 to 681 and encodes 187 amino acids. NCBI's taxonomy places the organism in Eukaryota, Metazoa, Chordata, Actinopteri, Cypriniformes, Xenocyprididae.
UCAGGUAUGAAAACAUCCCACUCUAUCUGCCUGGCGACCGUAUAUAGAUGGGAAAAGUCUGUCAAAACCAUGAAACAUAGCGGAUCAUUCUGAAUAAAUAUUUCCCGCCACCUCACGAUGCCCAAACUGCUUUUCUCGAAGAUUCGGAUCUACGAGUUCAAGGAUCUCAUUCGGAAUAAGAAACAGCCAAUAACACUGGACGUUCUGUUGAGCAGAAAAAAGCAGAAAAACAAUAUCAGAUGUGUUUUGAUUCAGAAAAAGACUGAAGUCUCUCAUUAUCAACAGGACCGUUUGACACACGGGCCAAAGCUAGCAGAUCUGCUAGAAAAUAGAGACUACCUGGCUGCCUUUCGUUCAUUUCUCCAGUCUGAGUUUAGUGCGGAGAACAUUGAUUUUUGGCUUGCCUGCAGGGAAUAUAAGCAAAUGACUUCAUCUGGCAGUCUCUCUAACAAGGCAGCAGAUAUCUACAAAGAGUUUCUCCAUCCCAUGGCUCAAAAAGAGGUCAACAUCGACCAUCACACUCGUGAGAAGAUCAAGAUAUCCUUGGUGAAGCCUGACCUCACUUGUUUUGAUGAAGCCGAGAUGCAUAUAUACAGACUGAUGGAGAAAGACUCCUGCCCACGGUUCCUCAAAUCUGAGGCCUAUCAGAACCUGAGGAACACAGCCAGGAAACCAAUGUAGACCUAUACUGUACCAAUGACAACUAUUUCACUGGAAAAAGGUUUCUUAAUGAACCAGCGCACAGAAAGAGGACAUAUGCACGUGGUUUAGAGGAAAUGACUGAGGAGAACAGAAAGUGUAUGUGGUAUGCUCAACUUCAUUGGUUUUGAGUGAUAAGAUGAAUGAGAAAAAAUAAAAAUGUCACACAGGAAAUGAUCUAGAAUGAAGGUAUAUUACAUGGUUUCCACUGUUAUUUGACAGAUGGGCUGUUUUGUUUUAUGAAAUGGGUGUUUUCUAUAAAAGUUUUUUACAGUUAGUUGAGACCAAAUA